CUAACUGCUCAUCGUUUUAACUCUUUAAAAAUCGCCUAUGACGACGAUGAUUUUGAUAUGUCACGUGUCGAUAUCGGAAGCAUGCGUUUUCCCGCCAUGCUUCUGUUCUUGAGCAUGCGCUCGUCUCACUCCCCAAUUCGCUAGUGUUUGUCAAAUUGGCGCUGUCUUAACGAAACUCUGACAAUCACGCUUACGAGAAAUCGUGUCGCCAACCGAAUCUAUAAAAAUGACAUGCGACAACAUUCAACUGCUCUGCAUUACUUUGCCGGUACAGUCAGUAUCAGAGGUCCAGCGUACCGACGGCGAUAUGCCAAGACGUACACGGUUAUGAGUACGAGUAAAUAGAAAGAAAGAAAAAAUAAAAAAAAAAAACAAGAAAGAAAGAAAGAAGUGAAACCGUAAAAAAUCAAAUCGAACGCUUCAAGCUUGACAAAUAAAGACAAAGAAAGGCGUCGCUCGUACAGAUAGCGGUGCGUCACACCGUAGCUUUGCUAAAAGAUACUUAAAUACGUAAGAAGGUGCUCACUUACAAUUACUUACUUACUGCAGCUGGCCACCGUCACCGCCGUUCGAAGAAAUAUCAGCAGCGAAGGACCGCUAUUUUUGUUUCUUCUGAGGUUUUAUUUUGAGAAAAAUCUUUGCUGAGUGCGUGGUUUGGAAGUGUUCACGUUUCUGGAGUAUUUGCAAUUUUCGUCGUUAUUGUUGUUUCUAAUGUUGACAUACAUUCUCCUGUUGAUGCCGUUGUGAAAAGUUGAAAGCAAGUUACCACGCGCUUCCGUGCCUCGGAAGGCCUUGCGGGGCUUCCGGAGUCUUGGAACUAUUGAGUUGGGUGGUCGUGUCGGUAGGGGAAUUUUUACAACGUGCAAAAACGGUCCAAGAGAUAUCUGAAGUAAAUGAUAGCGUAUGUGCGCGAGCGAGAGAGGAGCGCGUAGGAAAAAAAUAAGAGGCGGGCUAGUAAAGGAAAGCGCGAUGAAGAAGUUGCUACCACCUACCGAGGGCCGCAGCAUGCUGGUGCUUACUUAAAUUACUACUGUCAUUGUUGUGGUUCUUGCUGGUAGCCCUAUAAUUAGUUCGAUGAAUCAGCACUUAGUCACCUUAGAAAAGGACGAGGGAUGUCUGAUCGCUUCAAACAUCACUGCGAUAAGGAGAGGUGUAGACCUUCCUUGACGUGGGUGGCUACUUACCGCACAUUCUCUAUGACGUGCGCGGCAUUUAUAAUUAGUUCAGCUUGAUCAUUUCUUUCUAGUCGUCAGCCAGCCAGGACGAGCAGAACUUAUAAUAUAAAACGUACAGUGCAAGGCGCGAUGGAAGUGCAGCCUACGGAAGUGCAGAUGGGUCAUAUAUCGUCCAGCGGAGCUGCUGCUGUUGGACAACAGCUGAACUGGUCCGAAUGCCGUGAGCAGGAACAGGAAAUUUAUAUACAAUAUAAUAUGAGCUACUAUGGUAUAGCCGAUUCGGAAAUGGCGCAAGAGCGGAUGGGCCUGUGGUGCGUGGCCAUCUACGUGGUGACUGUCGUAGCCUCAUUGGUGGGUAACUGGGGCGUCGUAUUGACGGUGCUGCUCAACCGAUCGAUGCGGACGACGGUGAAUUUCUAUUUAUCGAAUCUGGCGUUUGCGGACGCACUCAUCGCAAUGUUCUGCAUGUGGACUUAUCUAGUGAAGCACUUUCAUGACUCAUACGUGCUUGGUGUAUUUAUGUGCCGCGUGGAGGGAUUCGUUCAGAUGACUGCUGUAACUUCGUCGGUUUUAACGUUGUCGGCCAUCGCGUGUGAUCGUUUCGUGGCGACGUUAUUCCCAUUUCAUGUACGGACAACGGAAAGGCGGACCAACGUCGUGCUCGGUCUCAUCUGGCUACUGUCAGCGGCGACGGCGUCGCCAUUGUUGAUCUACACGACACCCAUCGUUGUACAGUGGACCGACGUCGAGCUCACGUAUUGUGGGGAAUCAUGGCCGCAGCAAAUUCACUGGAACCCCGAACAGCUGCGAUGUGUUGUCUCACAACCUCAUAAAACCAUCUAUUAUAUCGCAGUAACUGUAACAUUAUUUUUUCUACCAGUCCUCAUCAUGGCGAUCUCGUAUUCGAUGAUCGUCUAUUUUCUUUGGCGAGGCCGGCCAGAUAUUACGCUCAAUUCAAACGGUAAUUCAACAGCCGCAACGAUACAUUACCGUGCACGUAAACGGGUGGUGAAGAUGGCGUGCGUCGUGCUUGGCGCGUUCAUCAUUUGCUGGUGUCCUUUUCAAGUGAUGGUUCUUUUCACGAGGCUGCAGGAAGACAAGCCGGCUAAAGUAUGCAUUGGCAAGAGGCUGAAGUUUAUUCCGCACACAUUUUCUUGGAAUCGCUACAUAAACCAUUACGUCGGCCUCAUCCAUCGUAUUCAGUUGCCUGAUUGGUUUUCAACAGUUUCGUUCUGGUGCACUUACCUCGCAUACGCCAAUAGUGCAAUUAACCCGCUCAUCUACGGCGGUAUGAGCCAUAACUUUCGGGCUGCCUUCAUAAGGAUCCUCCGCUGUGGAAGGGGCGAUCACAACCGCAAACAACAGGUGCAAGGUGGCGCUAUGGGUGUAGUCGAAGGUGGGACCGCUCUGCGGAUGAAUCGGGCUCACGUUCUAGUCGAUGUCGCUUCGUCGAAACCGAAUAAUGUUCUCGAACGAACGCUUACAGCUAUCGGAGCCCCAGGCCACGUUGUCCAAGGACAAACCGGCCCCCACCUGGGCACUACUCACCCGGGGCUUGAGCCCGUAUGCAAAUCCAGCCACCAUCGUCUAGCCCAGAACCAGACAGCUAGUAUCUCCGACAAGUACAGAAUAGCGUGCUGGUCCCGACAUACAGUGACUACACACACAGCGAUCCAUUCCGCAAGUACGUCCUGUCACUACGCUCGAGCAAGCCACGUAACUCAUACGCACACGACAAUGGCACGGAAUGGCGCUACGGCGAUUCUGUACCAGGGUACCACUGUCUAGCUUCGAGAAAAAACCAAUAUAGCAACUGCAUCGGCAAUAACAUCGGGUCGUCGGGUAAUUUUUGACUAAACAUUGAAUAAACUUUGAAUCUAUUAUCUGAAAGUCCUAUGGACAAGAUGUAAUUACACCCGAAUUAUGUUGAAACCUGUAUUACAGCCAUUCUCUGCUACUACUAUGUUCGUCUAAAUUGCUUAUGUAUAAUGAACUAACACGGACGAUGCUAAUAAGCGACUCACAGUAGAAGUUUAUUAUCGAAACUUUCGUCUGUCGAAAAAUGCUUGCAAAUAAAAGUUACC
Messenger RNA from Varroa destructor (honeybee mite), 3259 nucleotides. Its product is annotated as QRFP-like peptide receptor. Gene Ontology annotation, cellular component: plasma membrane. The record is from RefSeq and is a predicted model, not a curated record. Gene Ontology annotation, molecular function: neuropeptide Y receptor activity. NCBI's taxonomy places the organism in Eukaryota, Metazoa, Arthropoda, Arachnida, Mesostigmata, Varroidae. Gene Ontology annotation, biological process: G protein-coupled receptor signaling pathway.